Chondrus crispus (carragheen) is the source of this 618-nucleotide messenger RNA. RefSeq lists its product as hypothetical. Bases 1 to 618 code for a protein of 205 amino acids. Lineage: Eukaryota; Rhodophyta; Florideophyceae; Gigartinales; Gigartinaceae. Gene Ontology annotation, biological process: photosynthesis; photosystem II assembly. The transcript has a single exon. The record is from RefSeq and is a predicted model, not a curated record.
AUGUGGCGCUUCGACUCCGUCUUCGCCUACGGAUUCGACCAGGUCUUCGAACAGUUCCUGCGCUACUACCCGGACCUCGACGAGCGCGACGCCCUGUACAAGGCCUGCGUCGAAUCCGUGCGCCUCGAUUAUAACACCAUCCGCAGCAACGCCGCCGCCGUGGGCGACUGGCUCGAGGGCAAGUCGGAGAAGGACGUGCUUGACGCCCUCGCCGCUGCCCCCGAGGGCGCCUCCGCUGCCGAUGUAGGCCCCGUCAUCGAGGCCGUUGCCUACGUCCGCCACGCGGGGCCGUUCGACUGGUACUACUCGCGCAUGUUCGGCAUCGGCCUCAUCCAGGUCAUGGCCAAGGUCGGCGUCGACCUGUCCAUUACCAAUGCGGAGGCCUGGGCGGAUGCAAUGAAGAUGGAGAAGAGCAAGUUUGCAGCCGAGAUGGGCGCCUACUUGUCCUCCAUGGAGAGGCUCAAGCAGGCAGAGCAGAUCUUCGCAGAGUCCACGGCCAGGGAGGCCAAGAAGACCGCUGAGAGGCUCGCCGCUAGAGCACAGGCCGCAGCGAAGGAGGCCGACCAACUGGAAAAGGAGGAUGAGCUCGAGGUUGAGGCACCAACUACGUCAGUUUGA